AUGAUUCACGUCUCUGUUCCUCCUCAGCUGCUCAAACGCUUCACCUGUGCCCUAGCCAACACUGAAAACCUCCUCAAACACAGGGAGACAGAUGCUAAACUGCUGUGCAAUUUUGGAUAUCUGCUGAUGUAUUUCCAUCGCAAUGCUGCCCUCUACUGCUAUAAGAGAGUUGAUGAAGAUAAACAUCCUCGUCAGUAUGCUACAGCCAUCAACGUGCCAAAGCAUCAGUGUCAAAAGAACUUCAGUCCUGCACAGAACAACUUCCUGACUCAAGAGGAUGCGGUGAACGUGAGAAAUGCUCUUAGUGAUGACACAAAGGCACUUUACCAAGGUGCAGAACUCAUCGCUGCAGGAACUAAAAAGGUUGUAAAUAAAAACAAGAAAUACAACAUGCAUUCAGAGUCUCUUCUGCUGAAUCCUGCUGACAACUCAGCCAUGACCAAACUAUUAAAUAAAAGAAAAGACGGCUGCUCGGUUUUCUACACGUUUGAAUCUCCCUGUGUUGACUCAUGUCUGAAUGCGACCAGGGACCACAACAUUUUAAAGGGCCUGGAGAACUGGAAAAAACACAGAGGAAUUAAAGCUUUUGUUUUCAAGAAUAUCUGGAAGCGUGACCUUGAAAAAAAUCUCCAGACCAUACUUAAGCAGAUCGUGGCUCAUGUUCCUCUCUACCGCUGUGUGAGUGAGAAUCAAUGUUAUGCUUGUAAAGGGGAAGGAAACACUCCCAUAGAUGCGCACUGUCUGCCUCCAAAAAAGAUCAAAGAUGAAUUGUAACAGUUCUGUGAGUCUGUGUUCAGAUCUGCUAACUUUUGUGUUUAAAUUCAAUAUGGAUAGAUGAACUACUAAAAUGCAUUUAAAAAUGAGUCAUGAUUCUUGCUAGAACAAAUAAAAUACUUCUGCUUGGUAAACACUUGUUUUACAUUUACAUUUAUUCGUUUUAUCCAAACUUACAAAUGAGGAUCUUUUAGAGUAGGCUAUGGGCUGCAGUAAUGCUCAUAAACACACCCACUGUUCUCACACAAAAAAUAUCUAAAUCAAAGAGGAGGAAAGCAUGCGGUGAAAGCUGAAGAUCAUGCUACACUCUUACUUAAUGACACCAGGUCUGCAGGCAGGUGCAUCAAAUGCCUAAAAGACUGUUAAAACGAAGGCUUUUCUUAACUUAAGGGGAUUGUUGCAACCAGGCCCUGAAAAUACUGAUUAUUAAGAAUGGAAGACAGUUAUUGUAUUUCAUAGACAUCACAAUGCGAUUUCAGAAUAAUUUGAGAAUAAUUUUUGGACAAAUGCAAACACAAAAACCUUUAAGCAGAUUAAUUCAUUAUGCGCUAACUUAAUCAAGACUUUGUUUAGAUCUUUUUAAGCUUAUUUCAUUUCUGUUCUGUUUCUAUUGUGGAUUGCAAACUUUUUCACAUAUGAAGAGUGGUGCACCUUUGAACACAGAUUGACAGCACAGCGAAACAAAAGCACUGCAAAGUCAAAUAAAAAUGUUAAAUGCAAUAAUUUGUUAUGGCUGUAAAUGUAAUUGUCUGUAUUAUUGUAUAAAAGUAUUUAUAGUUAUAUGAGAAAUUAAAACCAGAACAUUAAUAAUUUGAUAGAUAUUUAUUGCCCUCGGUAUUAACAACCUGUUGAAAUAAGUUAAUGGUGUAUCUAAACAUUAUUACAAUAUAAUUCUUAUUCCCAGUGAUUAAACAUCAAAUGAAAAGUUUGAAAAAUGAUUGCACAACCACCAAUUAAGUAAAUAUGUAUGUAA
Cyprinus carpio (common carp) is the source of this 1747-nucleotide messenger RNA. RefSeq lists its product as uncharacterized. The record is from RefSeq and is a predicted model, not a curated record. Bases 1 to 774 code for a protein of 257 amino acids. Lineage: Eukaryota; Metazoa; Chordata; Actinopteri; Cypriniformes; Cyprinidae. The transcript is spliced from 3 exons.